AUGGCACCACCUACUGAACCUGCCUAUAUUGAGAUUGCCGAGCGCAAGCAAAGGGCGCUCGCCGCCGCCAUCCCGUCAGAAUGGAGAUUGCCGGCACACUUGAUUCCCGAGGGAAUGCUCUCCCCGGCAGACUCAAUCACCAAGGGGCCGAAAGAAUAUGGCAAAGUCAGUGUCAUGGAUAUCCCACGUACUUGUGGCCUGUUGACGACUGAGGAGCUCGCCAUCACUGAGGAAAAUGACGUGCGGGGGUUAUUGAAGGCCAUGGGGAAUGGAAAGCUUCGGGUUGAAGAUGUAGUUCGGAGCUUUUGCAAGCCUUUGUUUGACAGGGCACUUGCCCGGGCCAAGGAGCUGGACGAGCAUCUCCAGCGAUCCGGUCGACCAAUUGGUCCUCUUCACGGUCUUCCGGUCUCAGUCAAAGACACCUUUUGCAUCAAGGGAGUCGACGCGAGUAUCGGUCUAGCAGCUCUUGCAUUCAAGCCCUCUGAAAAAAACGCCGAUCUGGUUGAUUUGCUCGAGUCACUGGGGGCUGUGAUCGUUGCAAAGACGAAUGUUCCGCAAACCCUGGGUACUUUAGACAGUUGCAACCAUCUCUUCGGUCGCACGUUGAACCCACUGAAUCGGCAAUGGACGGCUGGUGGGAGCACUGGCGGCGAGGGUGCCUUAUUAGCGAUGCAUGGGUCCAUGGUGGGCUUUGGCACUGACAUCGGCGGCAGUAUCCGUGUGCCUGCCAUGUGUCAGGGUCUGUAUGGAUUCAAGCCCAGUGAUGGACGCGUUCCGUACGGGGGCCAAGAGGGGGGCCAGAUCGAGGGUAAAGGGCGAAUCUCCAUUCAGCCCGUCGCCGGGCCGUUGGCACGAUCAGUGGCCGAUAUUGCGGCUGUUAUGGCCGAGAUUGUGCCACGCGCCGAGCUCUUUGGAGAAGACUGCAUCCCGGGGUAUUGGCCAACACCGUCUGUACCUGCUUCUCUCGCGGCCCCGCGGAGCUUCACCGUUGGAAUACUCAAAACGGAUGGAGUCGUCACGCCGUUGCCGCCCAUCACUCGUAUUCUCGACGAGGUAGCCGCUCGCUUGCGCCGGACUCCCGGCGUCGAAGUCGUCGAGAUCCCGCUGCCCAAAGCAUUGCCCAAAUGCCAGGCCCUCGCCGGUCGCCUCAUGGGCAUUGAUGGCGGAUCCAACAUGCUCAAUCUGGUCGAAAGCACAGGCGAACCACUGACGCCGUGGCUGCAGGGCCGCUUGAAGCGCGGCAAAACCUUGACGAUCAAUCAACUGGCGCAGCUACAAGCCCAGCGCGCGCAAGUCGAGAAGGAGAUGCUGAAGAUGUGGACGUUGUCUUCAACAUCUCGAGAUCGUCAGAUCGACGCGAUUAUCUGUCCCGUGGCACCGCAUCCAGUUCCGCAGAUGGAUCGAUAUAAUGCAGUGGGCUAUACGUCUACGUUCGUCCUGUUGGAUUAUCCUGCCGGGGUGGUGCCUGUGCGUGCUUUUGCCGAGUCGGAUCUCGAGCUUGGUCGGGCGAUGAAAGAUCCUGUUCUGGGAAGCUGGGAUAAGGCCAACCGGCUACUCUGGGACGAGAAGACUGUGGACCGGCGGGUCUACUUAGACUCCCCAUUGAGUGUGCAGGUCGUCACCCCGAAACAGCGAGACUAUGAGCUGUAUCAGGCGAUGGAGAUUAUUGAUCGUGCGGUGCAAAAUCAUGGUGCACCGGCCACGGCGAAGCUUUAG
Molecule: messenger RNA, 1716 nt
Organism: Penicillium diatomitis
Lineage: Eukaryota; Fungi; Ascomycota; Eurotiomycetes; Eurotiales; Aspergillaceae
Product: putative general amidase
Exons: 3
Coding region: 1-1716 (571 amino acids)
Source: RefSeq, a predicted model, not a curated record